AUGGUUCCUUCACACGACGACUAUUUCAUAACGACUAUUUUUUUUUGGCCUAUUUUUUUUUGGCCUAUUUUUUUUAGCUAUUUUUUUUUGGCCUAUUUUUUUUUGGCCUAUUUUUUUUUGGCCUAUUUUUUUUUAGCCUAUUUUUUUUUUCACCUAUUUUUUUUUGGCCUAUUUUUUUUUUUCACCUAUUUUUUUUCACCUAUUUUUUUUUCACCUAUUUUUUUUCACCUAUUUUUUUUGGCCUAUUUUUUUUUGGCCUAUUUUUUUUUGCCUAUUUUUUUUUGGGCCUAUUUUUUUUUGGCCUAUUUUUUUUUGGCCUAUUUUUUUUUUGGCUUAUUUGUUUUUGGCCUAUUUUUUUUAGCCUUUUUUUUACCUAGCCUCAUUCAUGAAGCUGCUGAGAGGACUACAACCUUAUUGAGAAACAGAGACUUUUUCUUACGCGAUUAA
This is a messenger RNA of Blepharisma stoltei, 447 nucleotides long. The record is from the annotation of a GenBank genome assembly. NCBI's taxonomy places the organism in Eukaryota, Ciliophora, Heterotrichea, Heterotrichida, Blepharismidae.